Molecule: messenger RNA, 564 nt
Organism: Loa loa (African eye worm)
Lineage: Eukaryota; Metazoa; Nematoda; Chromadorea; Rhabditida; Onchocercidae
Exons: 4
Coding region: 100-456 (118 amino acids)
Source: RefSeq, a predicted model, not a curated record
UUUCAUGUUUUUAUCGCUUACAAAAUUCAUAUUAUCCUCUAUUGCAUCUUCCAUCUUCCAACAUUAUGACAAUUUAUUAGCUAUUAACGAAAAAAAAGCAUGAAUUCUAAAAGAAAUGAACUUCCUGCACCAGAUUUCCUCUCAUCCAGGGAAACAUACGAGAAAUAUGAGAAAUCACAAAAUCGUAAUGUCAAUCCUGUGCCUAUUCCAACUUCAAAUGUUACACCUUUAACUUACCUCAAUGAAUACAAGGUUGUUACUCGAACUCCAUUACCUCAGGAUGAAGUAAUGGUACCAAUGCCACAUGAACAAAUUAUCUCAAAGCAGAAUAUACAAACUUUACCGAAAAAACAACUACCAUUCGGUCGAGUAGUAGCAGCUGCUAUUGCUAUACCACUAUUCGUUAUGUUUUUCCUAUUCAUCGCUAUAUGGUUCCAAGAAUUGGGCUUCAUUUAAAAUUCGUCACAGUACCGCUCAUUAUAGUAUUGCUCAUUACAGUACUACUUCAUGAUAUAAAUUUAUCAAAAAAUACACGGUAAAGAAAGUGAAUUGCAUUACUGAAAG